GACGUACAUGGCGAAGAUGGACGACGCCGUGCAUAAUCAGGCUGAGAGAGAGAGUGAGAGAAUGGUGAACACUUUCAAGAUUUACAAACCCUUGUUGCGAGCGACCAUGAAGCUCGCCGGCGUGAGACCUCAAAAGAUCGAGGUCGAACCGGGGACUGUCAUGAACAUCUGGGCUCCGACCCGAUCCAAGAAGAAUGCCAACAACGGUAAAAAACCUGCCGUCGUCUUCCUCCACGGCUUCGUGGGCGACGGCAUCCUGACGUGGCAGUUCCAAGUCCUCGCUCUUGCGAGGGACUAUGCAGUCUACGUGCCGGACCUCCUCUUCUUCGGUGGUUCCUCCACCGGCGAUGGCCGCCGGACUGUGGGAUUCCAGGCGGAGUGCCUGGCAAGGGGGCUGGCAAAGCUGGGAGUGCAGCAGUGCACAGUGGUCGGGUUCAGCUACGGCGCGAUGGUGGCGUUCAGGUUGGCCGAGUUGCAGCCUGAGCUGGUCGAGUCGGUGGUGGCGACGUCCUCUGGCCCGGUGGUGACAGAGUCGCUGAGCCGAGAGUGCUUAGAGAGGUUGGGGUUUCCGACAUGGUCGGAAGUUCUGUUGCCUGAUUCGGCGAGUGCACUGAAGAAGUUGCUAGAAAUUGGCAGCUUCCACUUCCCUAGACUCCCCAAAUGUGUUUUCAAGCACGCUUUAGAGGUCUUAUUUGACGGCAGAAAAGAGAGAGCCGAAUUGCUGGAGGCUUCGGUCAUUCCAGACAAGGAUUUCGCUUUCCCGCAGUACUCUCAGAAGGUGCAUCUGGUUUGGGGCGAGAAUGACAGGAUCUUCCCUGCUGAAGUAGCCAAAUCACUGAAAGAAAAUUUGGGAGAUAAUGCAACACUGGUAUGCAUUGAGAAAGCAGGCCAUAUUGUUGCUUUGGAGAGACCUUUCGUCUACAAUAAAUGUUUGAAGAAAAUUCUGGCCUCUAUUUACAAAGCUGGACACACAAAAUAGUUGGGUCGCAAAAAUUUCUCUGAUGACUACUAUGACAAUUAGCAGAAUAAUUUGUUAAAAAGAUUACAAAUAUCGUCAAUUUGUAUGGUUUGCACCUUGAUGAAUUUGUUUUAAGUUAGACACAUGCACUUGAUUAUCACAAUUAAUAACAAUUC
This is a messenger RNA of Eucalyptus grandis, 1134 nucleotides long. RefSeq names its product putative aminoacrylate hydrolase RutD. NCBI's taxonomy places the organism in Eukaryota, Viridiplantae, Streptophyta, Magnoliopsida, Myrtales, Myrtaceae. The transcript is spliced from 4 exons. Gene Ontology annotation, molecular function: catalytic activity. Bases 8 to 979 code for a protein of 323 amino acids. The record is from RefSeq and is a predicted model, not a curated record.